ACCCACAAGACGCAAAGAGGCAGAGAGAUCACCGAGAUCAGCUCUUUACACGUCCACCCACACACGCGUAGUACGUUUGGCGAUGGCAAAGCUCCUUGCCGCUGUCCUCGCCGUCGUCCUGGCGGCUCUCGCCGCCGGCACCGCCACCGGCAUGCUGUCGGCGGAGAUCGACGACGGCAUGCCGCUGAUCCACAUGCUGCGGCCGCUGCUGCAUUCCAGCGGCCACCUGGGCCGGCUCGGCGGCGUGCCAUGCGAUAGCUGGCGGUUCGCUGUGGAGACGGACACCCUGCGCGACUGGGAAACGGUCCCGGCCCGCUGCGAGAAGUACGUCGGCAACUACAUGCUCGGCGGGCAGUACCGCAGCGACUCCCAAGCCGUCGUCGACGAGGCCGUCGCCUACGCCGAGGGCCUGAAGCUCUCCGGCGAUGGCAAGGAGGUCUGGGUGUUCGACGUCGACGAGACGACGCUCUCCAACCUCCCCUACUAUGCUGAGCACGGCUUCGGGUCUGAGCCGUACAACUCGACGGCCUUCGGCGCGUACACCAAGUUGGCAAACGCGCCGGCGUUGCCGGAGACGCAGCGGCUGUACAAGAGACUGCAGGAGCUGGGCAUCAAGCCGGUGAUCCUGACGGGGCGACGCGAGGACAAGCGGGAGUCCACGGCCAAGAACCUCGCCGAUGUGGGGUACACCGGCUACGAGAAGCUGCUGCUCAAGCCUCAGGACGCCAGGGUGACUGCGGUGGAGUUCAAGUCCGGCGAGCGGAAGAAGCUGGUGGACGCCGGGUACGUCAUCGUCGGCAACAUCGGCGACCAGUGGACUGACCUCCUCGGCGAGCCGGAGGGCGAUCGCACGUUCAAGCUGCCCGACCCCAUGUACUACGUCGGCUAGCUCUUCGAUCAUAUGCUCUUCUACAUAUAUAUAAUACCCCGAUCAGGGCUGGAGCCAAAGCCAACAGCAGCAAACGAACGGACGCGCGCCUGAAUGAAUAAUAAUUACUGUUCAUCAGUGUAUCAAAAUAAAUGGCCUAAUAAUUAUACGGCAAAGGGAUAUUAUUAUAGAGUACUGUAUGCUUUGCCCUGUGGCUUACAAUCAAACCCAGUAUAAUAUUUCAGCUGA
Messenger RNA from Sorghum bicolor (sorghum), 1117 nucleotides. RefSeq names its product acid phosphatase 1. The record is from RefSeq and is a predicted model, not a curated record. Bases 83 to 889 code for a protein of 268 amino acids. Gene Ontology annotation, molecular function: acid phosphatase activity. Lineage: Eukaryota; Viridiplantae; Streptophyta; Magnoliopsida; Poales; Poaceae. The transcript is spliced from 3 exons.